GUCUCAGUAACUUCUCGACAUUGUAGCAAACAUUCGUUUACUUUUGCAUUUUAUUAAACCUAAUGUUACUUUUUCUUCAUUACUGCUAUGGAUAAGGAAGAACAGCCAAACUGGUCCGAUAUUCUGAAAAGAAGAAUAGCAAACACGAAGAAAGAUGAGAGAAGUGACGAUGAGAAAAAGGCAGAAGAACAUGAUAUUUUCACCAAAUACUACACGGAGUGGAGAGGAGGAAGCGAGAAAGGAGAAUCCUACAAAACUAUUCCACGAUUCUACUACAGGCUGCCAGCAGAGGAUGAGAUACUACUUCAGAAGCUGAGAGAAGAAUCCAGAGCAGUUUUCCUCCAGAGGAAGAGCAGAGAACUGCUGGAUAACGAGGAACUGCAGAAUCUGUGGUUUCUGCUCGAUAAACACCAGGUUCCUCCAGUGAGUGGAGAGGAGGCCAUGAUAAACUACGAAGCUUACCAGCAGGUUAGAGAGAAGGCAGGGCCUAAGUGCAGCAAAUUCUUCACUGCCAGAGUGUACGCCAAGCUGUUACACAAUGAUCCGUACGGCCGGAUCUCCAUCAUGCAGUUCUUUAACUACGUCAUGAGGAAAGUGUGGCUGCAUCAGACCAGAAUAGGCCUGAGUCUGUACGACGUAGCAGGACAGGGCUAUCUCAGAGAGUCGGAUCUGGAGAACUAUAUCCUGGAGCUGAUCCCCACUCUGCCCCAGCUAGAUGGACUGGAGAAAUCCUUCUACUCUUUCUACGUUUGUACUGCUGUUCGCAAGUUCUUCUUUUUCCUCGACCCGCUCAGAACCGGAAAAAUUAAAAUCCAAGAUAUCUUGGCUUGCAGUUUCCUGGAUGAUCUCUUGGAGUUAAGAGAUGAGGAGUUGUCUAAAGAAAGUCAGGAGUCCAACUGGUUCUCAGCCCCCUCAGCUCUACGAGUUUACGGCCAGUACCUCAACCUGGAUAAAGACCACAACGGCAUGUUGAGCAAAGAGGAGCUGUCACGAUACGGUACAGCCACUCUCACCUCAGUCUUCCUGGACAGAGUGUUUCAGGAGUGUCUCACCUACGAUGGAGAAAUGGACUACAAGACGUAUCUGGAUUUUGUGUUGGCUCUUGAAAACAGGAAGGAGCCAGCAGCCUUGCAGUAUAUUUUUAAACUUUUGGACAUGGAGAAUCGUGGAUACCUUAAUGUCUUCUCUCUAAACUACUUCUUCAGGGCCAUUCAGGAGCAGAUGAAGCUGCACGGUCAGGAGCCGGUCACCUUUCAGGAUGUCAAGGAUGAAAUUUUUGAUAUGGUGAAGCCUCAAGACCCCUACAAGAUCACACUUCAGGAUUUGGUGAACAGUUGCCAAGGCGACACGGUUGUGAGCAUCUUGAUUGACCUGAAUGGCUUCUGGACCUACGAGAACCGAGAGGUGCUGGUUGCUAAUGACAACGACCCCAGCAGCGCUGGCGACCUCGACGAUACAUGAAGAGGAUCUGGGUGUUUCACAUGUGACUGUCAGCGAUAGAACACGCCGAUGACUCCUCGCUUGGGUUGUGAAGGCCCGAAUAUGACUGAAAAUAUGAGUACUGUGUCCUACAGUUUAUUUUUGCUGUAAAUAAGCAUUUUUUUUAUUUAAUAAAGCUUUCCCCUUAUGUUUUCUUGGA
This is a messenger RNA of Cololabis saira (Pacific saury), 1639 nucleotides long. It is a transcript of the gene ppp2r3c, whose product is annotated as protein phosphatase 2, regulatory subunit B'', gamma. Gene Ontology annotation, biological process: cortical cytoskeleton organization; regulation of dephosphorylation; positive regulation of B cell differentiation. The transcript is spliced from 13 exons. The record is from RefSeq and is a predicted model, not a curated record. The coding region runs from base 88 to 1461 and encodes 457 amino acids. Gene Ontology annotation, cellular component: spindle; centrosome. NCBI's taxonomy places the organism in Eukaryota, Metazoa, Chordata, Actinopteri, Beloniformes, Belonidae.